GCGGAGCCGGGCGGGGGCGGCCGCCGCGCCUCCCCUCCCCCCGCACACGCCGGGGCUUCUCAGUGGCCGCCCGAGGAGGAAGUUCCGCUCCCCGCCAGACCCGUGCGCUAGCAACAGCGGCGGCGGCGGCUGCGAGGGCGCAGGCUUUUGGGGGCGCGAAUGCCCUUCGUGCCGGCCGUCGAGGGGGCAGCGUCGGAGCUCUCCCGGGAGCCGGGAGCCUGGGGGCGGCGUCGGGAGGCGCGGGCGUGCGAGACCCCCUCCCUGCGACUUCGCCCGGCGCCGCUGCUUCGCCUUCCCGGCGAGGCGGGAGACCUCCCUCCCCGUUGGCAGACUUCCGAGGAGCCCCUUAUUUUUCCACCACCGAGGUGAAGAGAUUCUGAAAUCGAAGCAUCAGGGGUGGUUAAGUGAACCUUCUGCAACUCCUCGGAUCUGGUCAGGCUCCCGUUUGGGGCGGCAGACCACAUUGGAGCAUCUCACUGGGGUGCCGGAAUGGAAGACCCCACCUUGCAUCCUUUCUGCAGCGUUGCUUGCCUCGUCCGCCGUUAGGAAUGAAGAGGAGACUUGUGAUAACCCGAGGAGGUACUGAAAGCCAAAUGGCAGAGAAAAUAUCACAGGACACAAACUAGUGAUCGUGUGGGGGCCACACACGUUUUUGAAUGUAAUUGGACGAGCGUGAAAGAGGUGCCCUAUUAAAAAGCACAACAGUCCUUUAAGAGGAGCAAAAUUGAGUUUCCCCAUUUUUGCCAAGAUUUUGAAGACUGUUCAAUGUAUUGUACAUUUGAUAUAAGAUGAUAACUUUAUAAAAUAUUCUGCCCGAGAGCGUAAACGAUGACUACCCCGGCCCUGCUCCCUUUAUCUGGACGACGGAUACCACCUCUGAACCUGGGGCCGCCUUCCUUUCCGCAUCACAGGGCUACCUUGAGACUUUCUGAGAAGUUUAUCCUCCUCCUUAUUCUAAGUGCCUUCAUCACCCUGUGUUUUGGGGCAUUCUUCUUCCUUCCAGACUCUUCAAAACACAAACGCUUUGAUCUGGGUUUGGAAGAUGUGUUAAUUCCCCAUGUAGAUGCCAGCAAAGGGGCCAAAAACCCUGGAGUCUUCCUGAUCCAUGGACCUGAUGAACAUAGACACAGGGAAGAAGAAGAACGUUUGAGAAAUAAAAUUCGAGCUGAUCACGAGAAGGCCCUGGAAGAAGCAAAAGAAAAAUUAAAAAAGUCGAGAGAGGAAAUCCGAGCAGAAAUUCAGACAGAGAAAAAUAAGGUAGUCCAAGAAAUGAAGACAAAAGAGAAGAAGCCACUGCCACCAGUCCCUAUACCAAAUCUAAUAGGAAUAGAUGGUGGAGACCCAGAAGAUAAUGACAUAAGAAAGAAAAGGGAAAAAAUUAAAGAGAUGAUGAAACAUGCCUGGGAUAAUUAUAGGAUAUAUGGAUGGGGACAUAAUGAACUCAGACCCAUUGCAAGGAAAGGACACUCCACUAAUAUCUUUGGAAGUUCACAAAUGGGUGCUACCAUAGUAGAUGCUUUGGAUACCCUUUAUAUCAUGGGACUUCAUGAUGAAUUCCGAGAUGGGCAAAAAUGGAUUGAACACAACCUUGAUUUCAGUGUGAAUUCAGAGGUGUCUGUGUUUGAAGUCAACAUUCGAUUUAUUGGAGGCCUGCUUGCAGCGUAUUACCUUUCGGGAGAAGAGAUAUUCAAGAUUAAAGCAGUUCAGCUGGCUGAGAAACUCCUUCCUGCCUUUAACACACCUACUGGGAUUCCUUGGGCAAUGGUGAAUCUGAAAAGUGGAGUAGGGCGGAACUGGGGCUGGGCAUCUGCAGGUAGCAGCAUUCUUGCCGAAUUUGGUACACUGCACAUGGAGUUUGUCCACCUCAGCUACCUGACAGGGGACCCCGUCUACUACAAGAAGGUCAUGCAUAUUCGGAAACUACUUCAGAAAAUGGAUCGUCCAAAUGGUCUUUAUCCAAAUUAUUUGAACCCAAGAACAGGUCGCUGGGGUCAGUAUCAUACAUCAGUUGGCGGGCUGGGAGACAGUUUUUAUGAAUACUUACUGAAAGCAUGGUUGAUGUCAGAUAAAACAGACCAUGAGGCAAGGAAAAUGUAUGAUGAUGCUAUUGAGGCUAUAGAGAAACAUCUUAUUAAGAAGUCCCGAGGAGGUCUCACCUUUAUUGGAGAGUGGAAAAAUGGGCACUUAGAAAAGAAGAUGGGGCAUUUGGCCUGUUUUGCUGGGGGAAUGUUUGCACUAGGAGCAGAUGGUUCCAGGAUGGAUAAAGCUGGUCAUUAUUUAGAGCUAGGGGCAGAAAUUGCACGUACAUGUCAUGAGUCAUAUGACAGAACUGCAUUAAAGCUGGGUCCUGAGUCGUUCAAGUUUGAUGGUGCGGUAGAGGCUGUGGCCGUCCGGCAGGCUGAAAAGUAUUACAUCCUCCGUCCAGAAGUAAUUGAAACCUAUUGGUACCUAUGGCGAUUCACUCACGAUCCAAGAUACAGGCAGUGGGGCUGGGAAGCAGCACUGGCUAUUGAGAAGUAUUGCCGAGUGAGCGGCGGGUUUUCCGGGGUGAAGGACGUGUACUCGUCUACUCCUACCCACGACGAUGUGCAGCAGAGUUUCUUUCUCGCUGAGACGUUGAAAUAUUUGUAUCUGCUGUUCUCCAGUGAUGACCUUUUACCUUUAGACCACUGGGUAUUCAAUACAGAGGCUCAUCCUCUGCCCGUGUUACAUUUAGCCAACACCACACUUUCAGGAAAUCCUGCUGUUCGAUGAAAAGCAGCUCCAGAAAGACCAUUCUCCCCUGUGUUUUGUUUACAUGGACCACUACAGAAAUCAGUCUGGAGGGGGGGCUUUUGGAAACCUGGACCUCAUAAGUCAACAUGGCAGGGUGAAACAUGACUGUGCCCCACAAGACUUUUCAACUUGUAGAUAUCUCAACUUUGAAAUGAUUCCAUUUUAUACCUGACCAAAACAUAUUCUGGUAUGUGUAGGACAGCGACCUGACACGCUUUGUUUCGUAAGGAGAUGGUCACAUGGGAAAUCAUGCCUGUUACUACUGUACUGUUUUUAGAGUCCUGGCAUCCGGAGACCAGACUGCCUGAGAAUAAGCCAAGAAUGCGGAGCACCUUGUGGAAGUGAGGGAUGGCCUUUGGAACUGAUUAUACAUUUGUUCCUUCCAAAGUGGAGCAGCUUUCAAAUCAGAUAUUUACUCAUCGUUCAUCCCUUUUUUCUCCAUUUUUAAUGGAAGGAACUAAAACAAACAACAAAAGAGCAGUGGAACCGCAUCAAGAGCAAGAGGUCUGGCAAAAGACAACAAAAGUACCUGUUCCUGUCUCAGUUUUCAGGUUCCCUGUUGGACAAUCAGACUGGCAACCAUUUCAACUCUCAAUCUAUUCCAUUGAAAUCUCUUGGUUAAAUUUGAUUUUCUCUGGGGGCAUGAUCUCACAAAGAAUACUCUUCAAGUCUUCGUCUCCAUACGGAAUCAUUGAAACUGUCGUUUAUCGAAACCACUACUCACGAGCCUGGGUUUGGGAUUUCGUGCAUGUUGAUCAGUCUAGUGUUGGUAGCAUGACGACAAGUGGGGGAAAUGCUGCAGUUUGUUGCCUUGAAACCCGUUUUGAGAGAAAGCCUUGGUUUUGUUGGUAGGAGAUUUUUUUCCCCAAACCAGCAAAUCUACCAAGUGAAUUUUAUCCACUUUAACCUUCUUACAAAUUUAGUAAAAUCCCUCAACUUACAACUCUCUGUGGCUUGGCACAAUUCGCUAUACUAUUAUGCAGCUCCAAAUUUACCUUGAUGAGCCAAAUUACUUUUACAACCUUAUGAAAUCAAAAACAAAAUACAGUGAAACUUGCUCAUACAUUCUAUCUGAAAUGGGAACAGGGGGAUCCUGUAUUAUCUCGUCAGAUGAGCGAACUUUUCACAAAUAUUUUAUGUCAAAAAUAAAAUUCAGCUUUUAUUUUCUCCAAGGAUAUUUAUAGAAAUCCAAAGAAUCAGAACCGCUUCAAAGUAAUUUUUAGUGAUAAAAGUGUGGUAUAAUUAAUCAUAUUAACUAAAUUUGGGAUAUAUCUAAGGGAGUUUCUCUUACCAUAAAUAGAUUUUGCAGUGAUAUUUAUUUUUAAAGAAAUUACUAUUUCUUCAUAUUUGGGGGGGAGGAACUGAAAUUUUAUCAAGAACUGUAUUGUAAGAUAAAUAUGAUUGUAAGUUUUCUGUCCCUUGAAUUUGUGUCACAGUGCAAGACACUUUUUCUUCUUUACGUUUAAUACAAACAGCUUCCAUUGACAAUAAAAGUUGGGAGCAUUAUAAUCAGUCUAGUAUUUACUCUGAACUUGAAGAUUUCAUGAAACAGUGUUUGUGCAAGAAGCCCACCUUGGAAUUCUGAAGGCUUAUUUUCUUAUUUUGAUAGCUUUUCUUUUUCAUCUCUUAUUAGCACGUAGCAGAUUUUAAUUGGAGAAAAGAUUUAAUAAAUUAACAUAAUUAAGUAUUUUCUAAGGGUGAUCAUCUUACGCCACAAAUCGUCCUCACAGUUCAGCAGUCGAUCCAUAAAUGAUAACCAAACCCGAGAUUUUUCAGGAUACGUAGGAAAUAAGGAUGUGGAGCCAGUUGCAUUAUUUAAGUUUUUAAGAGAGUUAAAUUUUAGCACACAUUUUGAAAUUAUAGUAUGUUUUACUACUUGAAAAGUUAAAAUUUUGAAAUGAGAAGGGGAGAUGACUAACCUGAGAAAGGGAGAAUAUUUGGUUCUCCAAAAAACGUUAGCCUUCUUCCUAAAAGUAGCAUAAGCCCACUUAGGAGUCACUAAAAAACGUGAACCCCUUGAGGUGGCGAAGACCCAGAGCCGCUGAGUAGACGGCAGCGAGUCUGCCCGUACCCUGUUCAGAAGAGGGCAGAGUAAGGGGCCUUCUUGGUCUCCCAGGAGCUUCUCAAGGAAAGAGAAGACAGAGCCUCCGCCCCCUCGGCUGACUGGGGCUUAAGAGAAGGCAGAGAGGUGCGUGAGUAUGGCCCUUUCUGUGCAAGCGAAGAAUCCGGAGAGGGGCAGGGGAAGCUUCGGUCGUCUUCACUGCCUGCUCCCUCCCUGUGAUGGUAAGACUAGAGCUGACCCCAACGCUUCCAUUGUUUUCUUCUCUGGAUACCAAAGGCAAUUAAAGUCAGCUACAAAGGA
Leopardus geoffroyi (Geoffroy's cat) is the source of this 5137-nucleotide messenger RNA. It is a transcript of the gene MAN1A2, whose product is annotated as mannosidase alpha class 1A member 2. The transcript has 13 exons. NCBI's taxonomy places the organism in Eukaryota, Metazoa, Chordata, Mammalia, Carnivora, Felidae. Bases 829 to 2754 code for a protein of 641 amino acids. Gene Ontology annotation, molecular function: mannosyl-oligosaccharide 1,2-alpha-mannosidase activity; calcium ion binding. Gene Ontology annotation, cellular component: endoplasmic reticulum; extracellular exosome; Golgi membrane. Gene Ontology annotation, biological process: N-glycan processing; carbohydrate metabolic process. The record is from RefSeq and is a predicted model, not a curated record.